AUGACCACCUACACGUACAGCCUAGUCAUCAAGUGUCCCCAGCCCAAGACCCUAGACGAGUUCACCGUCAUCCAGAACCUGCAGCCUCAGUACCAAUCGGACUACUUCAUUGCUACCUGCAAGCUAGGCUACCAGCUCAUAGAGGGGAACCAGGUGCUGCACUCCUUCACAGCUGUCUGCCAGGAUGACGGCACAUGGCAUCGUGCCAUGCCCAGAUGCAACAUGUGUGGGAAGCCUGGGCACCCUGUGGAACAGAGGCAGCACAUCAUCGGAGGGCAAAAAGCCAAGAUGGGCAACUUCCCCUGGCAGGUGUUCACCAACAUCCACAGGCACAGGGGCGGGACCCUGCUGGGCGACCGCUGGAUCCUCACGGCUGCCCACACCCUGUAUCCCAAGGAACACGAUGCACAAAGUAAUGUCCCCUUGGAUGUGUUCCUGGGCCAUACAAAUGUAGAAGAGCUCAUGAAGCUGGAAAGUCACCCCAUCCGCAGGGUCAGCAUCCACCCGGACUACCGUCAGGAUGAGUCCCACAAUUUUGAGGGGGACAUCGCCCUGCUGGAGCUGGAAAAUAGUGUUACCCUGGGUCCCAACCUCCUCCCCAUCUGCCUCCCUGACAACGAGACUUCCUAUGACCUGGGCUUGAUGGGCUACGUCAGUGGCUUUGGGGUCAUGGAGGAGAAGAUUGCUCACGACCUCAGGUUUGUCCGUCUGCCCGUAGCUAAUCGAGAGGACUGUGAGACCUGGCUCCGGGGAAAGAAUAGGAUGGAUGUGUUCUCUCAAAACAUGUUCUGUGCUGGGCACCCAUCUCUAAAGCAGGAUGCCUGCCAGGGGGAUAGUGGGGGCGUUUUUGCAAUAAGGGACUGGAACACUGAUCCCAGGAUCCCUUCUAGCCCCUUCUGGGCUGGUCCAGUUUGAAGUAGGUUCCUUCGCUUCAACUCCUCUUGACCACUGGACAUUGUCUUUCCUCCCUGGCAUGAGCUGCUGACCCACCAGCCCAUUUUUUUCCGACCAAAGAAAAGUGACAAUUCACCUUCUUUAAAAAGCUAACUAUUUUCCUGAGUUUCACAA
This is a messenger RNA of Cercocebus atys (sooty mangabey), 1068 nucleotides long. RefSeq names its product complement C1r subcomponent-like. NCBI's taxonomy places the organism in Eukaryota, Metazoa, Chordata, Mammalia, Primates, Cercopithecidae. Gene Ontology annotation, cellular component: blood microparticle. Gene Ontology annotation, biological process: zymogen activation. Gene Ontology annotation, molecular function: serine-type endopeptidase activity. The record is from RefSeq and is a predicted model, not a curated record.